AUGGCGGAGAGAUACAUACUUCGCGUCACUGCGGGCGCCGGCUACGACGAGGCAUCACACGUCAUCGUCCCCGUUAACAGAGCAGAUCCCCUCAUAAUCGAAAGUGAUGUGGCCAACGUUGAGCUGAACGUGAGGAUACAAAACUAUCAAGGAUUGCCUCGCGGGUCGCCGUCGACGUCGACGUAUUUCUUGAUGGAACCACAUGCCUACAACCAAGACCAGUACAGCAUCUCCUUUCGAUUCACCCCGCACAAACCUGCGUCCUCGGAAGAGAUUGGCAUCAGCGGAACCGACUUGCAGUUCGGCAAUGACUUUGACCACCCCAUCCGUGAUAGGCUGCCGCCGGGAUUCAACACGGCCAUGAGCAUUGUCAAGUGGUGGAUUGACCCUGGGCUCGAUGGGGAUGCUUACGCGGACCGGCCACACCUGUAUGGUCCCGCUCUCAGUUCCUUCAAUGCCAUCCACGUCGGACAAGGCGAGUACGACGAAGAGAAGGGUGGGCUUUGGUUCGAGGAGGGCGGCGAUGACAAAGGCAAACAGGCGAGGGCCGACAAAGGCAUGCCUGACAACAGCAAGGCGCGCAUGAAGUGGGCGCUUCGGGACGACAGCAAGCAAAAUUGGGUCUUCGAGUAUGGCCAGACGUACGGCCUCGACUUUUUCAACCCCUACAUCGACUUUUCCACCUUGUCGCUCAGGCUGCCAGGAUUCCAGCUUCCCAUUGUCAAGUACUGGGACGGCCAGGGUCUCAGGCGCUCACAUUCACUUAGAUACGUCCUGCGGAAUAAGAUGACAGGUGAAGUUUAUCUGGUACUAGUAUUCACCAUCUUCCUCCACGAGGAUGUCGACGAGCACGGCUUCAUCAAGGAGGGUGCGGCCGAGCGGGCCGUGGCAGCAAGCGGAAAGAAAGGACGGAAACGUGAGUCGCCCAACAAGGAGAAAGCUCCGGACGAGGCGAUAGAGAAGUUAGACUCAUGGCAGGAGACGACACUGAACGAUGUUGACUAG
This is a messenger RNA of Drechmeria coniospora, 1005 nucleotides long. RefSeq lists its product as uncharacterized. NCBI's taxonomy places the organism in Eukaryota, Fungi, Ascomycota, Sordariomycetes, Hypocreales, Ophiocordycipitaceae. Bases 1 to 1005 code for a protein of 334 amino acids. The transcript is spliced from 2 exons. The record is from RefSeq and is a predicted model, not a curated record.